AUGGGCAAAUCCAACAGCAAGUUGAAGCCUGAAGUUGUGGAGGAGCUGACCAGGAAAACCUACUUUACGGAGAAGGAGGUGCAGCAGUGGUACAAAGGCUUCAUCAAGGACUGUCCCAGCGGGCAGCUGGAUGCUGCUGGCUUCCAGAAGAUCUAUAAACAGUUCUUCCCCUUCGGGGACCCAACCAAAUUCGCCACCUUUGUUUUCAAUGUCUUCGAUGAGAACAAAGAUGGGAGGAUUGAGUUCUCUGAGUUCAUCCAGGCGCUGUCAGUCACCUCCCGGGGAACGCUGGACGAGAAGCUGAGGUGGGCGUUCAAGCUGUAUGACUUGGACAACGAUGGCUACAUCACCAGGAACGAGAUGCUGGACAUUGUGGAUGCCAUUUAUCAGAUGGUGGGGAACACAGUGGAGCUUCCUGAGGAGGAGAACACACCAGAGAAGAGGGUGGAUCGGAUCUUUGCCAUGAUGGACAAGAAUGCAGACGGGAAGCUGACGCUGCAGGAGUUCCAGGAGGGCUCCAAGGCUGACCCCUCCAUCGUGCAGGCUCUGUCCCUCUACGAUGGGCUCGUAUAG
Messenger RNA from Indicator indicator, 573 nucleotides. It is a transcript of the gene NCS1, whose product is annotated as neuronal calcium sensor 1. Gene Ontology annotation, molecular function: calcium ion binding; calcium sensitive guanylate cyclase activator activity. NCBI's taxonomy places the organism in Eukaryota, Metazoa, Chordata, Aves, Piciformes, Indicatoridae. The transcript is spliced from 7 exons. The record is from RefSeq and is a predicted model, not a curated record. The coding region runs from base 1 to 573 and encodes 190 amino acids.